UGUGUGUGCGCGCGCGCGCCAUUACAUUAGAACUGCUAUGCCAAAUCUCACCAUAUAUAUAAUUGUUCCUUGUUCAGUGAGCACCUUACACAAGUCGUAUUCUAUAUAUAAACAAAUUUUUUAAUUGCAAGUAUCCAAACACAAUUCUAUCCUCCUGAUGAAGAAGCCUAUGGAACGUCUCAGAGCAAUACGAGUAUCAAAGGACGAUAGCGAGGACAGCCAACCCUUGAGUCCAGUAGCUCGCGUAUUUCAUCAACCUCACAACGUCUACAUCAUCAUCAUCAUGGGGUUUAAGACCCCAAUCAACCCUCUUUCUUUUAAAGUCAGCUUGCGCCAUUCUUUACUUAAGCAUCCUCGUUUCUCUAGUUUGCAUGUUGUGGAAAAGGAUGGGGAGAUGAGAUGGGUCAGAACAGAGGUGAACUUGGAUAACCAUGUAAGAUUUCCAGUGCUUGAUCCAAAGAUGGAGUCUCCUGAUAAGUUUGUAGAAGAUUACGCUUCCAAUCUUACCAAAACCCCAAUUAGUAAGUCCAUACCUUUGUGGGAUGUUCACCUUCUCAACGUUAAAACCUCUGAAGCUGAAUCUACUGGCCUUUUUCGCAUCCACCAUUCACUUGGCGAUGGUAUCUCCCUCAUGUCUCUUAUACUUUCUUGCACUCGCAAAGUAUCUGAUCCUGAGGCAUGUCCAACCAUCCCAACUAUAAAGAGAAGGAAUCCCAGUAACUCUGGAGGCUUUUGGGAAUUUUUGCUCAAGCUAUGGUGGUUGGUGUUGCUGUGUUGGAAUACCAUUGUUGAUGGACUGAUAUUUCUGGGGACAAUUUUCUUCUUGGAGGAUACUAAAACGCCUCUUAGAGGUUCAUUGCCGCUCGAAGCUACUCAAAGAAGGUUUGUUCAUAGAACAAUCAGUUUGAAUGAUGUAAAGUUUUUGAAGAACGUCAUGGGCACAACAAUUAAUGAUGUGAUGGUAGCAAUCACACAAGCUGGUUUAUCUUCCUAUCUCAACAGGAAGUAUGAUGAUGAUAAGAAAGAUAAUAAAGGAGCAGAAGAGAAUAACAAUAAUCUUCCCAACAACAUUCGUCUUAGAGCAGCUCUUAUGGUGAACGUAAGACCAUCUGCAGGAAUCCAAGCUUUUGAUGAUAUGAUGAAAAGGGACAGUGAAGCCAGGUGGGGCAACCAGAUUGCCUGUGUUCUGCUUCCCUUCACUAUUGCAUUACACGAUGAUCCAUUAGAUUAUGUACGUAACGCUAAAGUUGUUGGGGACAGAAAGAAAGCUACUCUUGAAGCUAAAUUGAAUUAUUUGGUAGCCAUUUUUUCCCCAAAAUAUUUCAUUGAUAAGAUCAUGUCGAAGUUUCCAAGUCGAAUCACUCUAUGGUUUUCAAAUUUACCUGGUCCAGAAGAAAAAAUAUCUUACUUUGGCCAUCCUGUGACCUUCAUAGCAUUUGGUGUUUAUGGACAACCUAAUGCGUUGAUAAUUCAUGUUGUAAGUUAUGCGAACAAGAUGAAAAUUACCUUAUCAGUGGACGACAACAUAAUUGCCGAUCCCCAUCAACUCUGUGAUGAUCUUCAAAAUUCUCUUGUCCUCAUGAAGCAUGCUGUCAGGAAUCUUAUUUUUUAAUGAUUAUUCAUUUUAAUUGUUAUUAUAA
Hevea brasiliensis (rubber tree) is the source of this 1640-nucleotide messenger RNA. Its product is annotated as wax ester synthase/diacylglycerol acyltransferase 11. Lineage: Eukaryota; Viridiplantae; Streptophyta; Magnoliopsida; Malpighiales; Euphorbiaceae. The transcript has 7 exons. Gene Ontology annotation, molecular function: diacylglycerol O-acyltransferase activity; long-chain-alcohol O-fatty-acyltransferase activity. Gene Ontology annotation, cellular component: plasma membrane. The record is from RefSeq and is a predicted model, not a curated record. Gene Ontology annotation, biological process: triglyceride biosynthetic process. Bases 158 to 1612 code for a protein of 484 amino acids.